AGGGGGAGGCGGCCCCGGCGGGACUGUCCGGCGAGGCAGUGAGCGGCACUGUGCCACGCGGCCCGCCUGCCUCCCACCCGCACUCCGCCUCGUCCUGCCAUCGCGUCGCUCUCGCGCUCCCGCGGCCUCGCGCGACCUUUCGCCGCUCCGCCGUCGCCGCCUGCGGGCCCCGAGUGAGACCAGCCAAGUGAGGGAUUCUGGCUCCGAAAGGCGUGUCAGAGCGACUUACAGACACGGAAAGGUCCACGAGAAAACACUGAAAAGUUAUGACCAUAGACGAAAGUAUCGAAAAAUAAUAUUACCUAAGUGAUGCUAAAAAACAUCGUUUGAUAUGCAAAAGAAAUAAAAAAUACUUCAGAAAGUGUGGGAUGUGGUGCUAAAAAGUGUGACUUAGAGUAGGAUUUGCUCUUAGUGAAGUGUUCCUAAGCCUUCGCCACCCACGAGGCGGGCUCUGAGAACUCGCUUUGAAGAACGAAUUCGGACGAGGCGCGGAGUAGCUGUGUCACUUGGUAAUGAGAUCUCAUGGCUUGGGGCGCUCUGCCUGCUCUGGCGCCGUGCUGGGAGCAUAGUAUCUACAUAGACAUUGACACAUAGAACACAGAAUUUCUAAAAAAAGAAAGAGAAACAAAAAAAGAAAAACAAUAAAGAGAAGAAUAAAACGAACAAACAAACAAACAUAAAUCUUUCUUAUGAGACUAUCAGUCGUUGGAAAAAAAUAAAUAAAACAAAGCGUAUAGUCAAGAAAAAAAAUCAUUAUUUAUAAAUAUCAUCGGAAGUCUUCUGCACAAGGUUUUUGAAGCGUGAACUCUGAUCUGGUGAUGCGAGAGAAGAAACUGAAGUAAGGACAGUCCGGGUCCAGACAGCUCCAUUCGUCGCCGGCUGCGCUCCUGUCGUGAUAAUUGGGAAGGCUCAUUAAGACUUCAUAGAAGAUAAAAGGAGGCGGCGUCGGACUCAGCUCUGUUUACUUGCUACGGAACCCCGUCGCCCGGAGGCCCACUUAUCGGAGGCGAGGAACGGGCUUAGUCGACGCUACCUGAAGGAAGUUGAUCUGUGUCCACGAAGGAACAGAUAACAACUCGGACGAAACGAACGACCCUUUUGCCUCCGCAUUCGUAGGCUACCGCAUCGCCGCUGCUGCCGCCUCACGUGUGUCCUUCCGCGGGCGCGCCAUGGGCUGAAGAGCAGCGGCCGUGCAGUUCGGAGUCGCGACGAUGACGCGGCGCAGGGACCACUUGCUGAGCGUCGAAGGAGCACGAGUCGUCGAGGCUCAUCACGAGGAGCGACUCACAGCCUGAUUCCCUCGCGACCUUUCAGAACAUGGAUGAAGAAAAUGUAUAAAGCAGAAGAGCACAGCAUCGAGUCUCCCCUUCGCAGCGCCUUCAGGAAGAGUGAAGGCUGAGCCCCUGAAGUGAAGCGCCAGGCUGCGGCACCAGGAUGGCCUGCAUGGCCUGGUGGCGGGCGGUGAUCGCGGGCAUGGUGGCGCUGCUCCUGGUGGCCGCCGACGCCCAGGCCAUGAAGCAGAAGAGGAGGAAGACCGCCCUCAUGUCGGGGGACAUCCUCAUCGGGGCUCUCUUCAGCGUGCAUCACCAGCCCAAGAAGAAGACGGCGUUCACCCUCACGUGCGGGAAGAUCCGCGAACAGUACGGCAUCCAGCGCGUGGAGGCGGCUUUCCUGGCCAUCGACAACAUCAACGCCGACCCGGAUCUGCUGCCCAACAUCACCCUCGGCGUCGAAAUUCGGGACUCGUGCUGGUACUCGUCCAUCGCCCUCGAGCAGAGCAUAGAGUUCAUCCGCGACGCCCUGGCCACCCCCGAAGGCAGCAGCAACAGCACCGAAAACGACAGCUGUAAAUCAACGGCAACGAGCAAGAAUCUGGUGGGCGUGGUCGGGCCGGGUUCCUCUGACGUCACGAUUCAGGUGCAAAAUCUGAUGCAGCUGUUCCAGAUCCCUCAGGUGGGAUACUCGGCGACCUCGCUUGACCUGAGCGAUAAAUCCCGUUUCUCGUACUUCAUGAGGGUCGUCCCUUCUGAUUACUACCAGGCGCAGGUCAUGAUCGACAUUGUUCGACACUACAACUGGACUUAUGUUUCGGCAGUUCACACGGACGGUAACUACGGGCAGAGCGGCAUGACAGCCUUCAGGGAGUUGGCGGAACAGAGCAACAUCUGCAUCGCCAAGGAAGACUCGGUGCUGAGUAACGCGGAGGACGAGGCUUUUGAUAAGGUGAUCCAGCAGCUGCAGGAGGACCAGCGAGCCAACGUGGUGGUCUGUUUCUGCGAGGGCAUGACCGUGAGGAACCUCCUGAUGGCGGCGCAGAGGAACAAUGUGACUUCGCGGUUCCUCUUCCUCGGCAGCGACGGAUGGGCGGACCGCUCGGACGUGGUGGCCGGGUUGGAGGAGACGGCUGUGGGCGGCCUCUCCAUCAAAAUCCAGAGCUCAUACGUGGAGCAGUUCGACGACUACUACUUCAAACUCCACCCGGACACCAACACGAGGAAUCCGUGGUUCAAGGAAUUCUGGCAGAGCAGGUUCAACUGUUCACUGCCGGGCAUCCAGGAGUCCGAUGACAUGAAUCUGCCGCCGUGUUUGGGUUCCGAAUCCCUACGAAAGGGUUAUAAGCAAGACACCAAGAUGGCGUUCGUGAUGAAGGCGAUCUACACCAUGGCAUGGGGCCUUCACAACAUGCAGCGCGACCUGUGCCACGGGAUGUCGGGAUUAUGCAACGCUAUGGUGCCAAUCAACGGCUCUCUCUACAGGGAUUACCUCAUGAACGUAACAUUCUCCAGCAUGAAUGAGACUGUGAGUUUCGAUUCCCACGGAGACCCUCCCGGCAGGUACAACAUCAUGAACUACCAGCGGCUGGAGAACGGCAGCUUCGACUACGUGCGCGUCGGGACCUGGGACAACGGCAGCCUGAUCGUGCACGAGGACAAGGUCGUGUUCAACUUCCCCGACCGCCAACCGCCGACGUCCGUGUGCUCUGUGCCUUGUAACUACGAUCAGUAUAAGAGAAAUGUAAAGGCAAUAUUUGGAGGCGCUAAACUGACGCUGUCAUGCACAAAAGCUGGUCUUUGA
Messenger RNA from Penaeus indicus, 3075 nucleotides. Its product is annotated as metabotropic glutamate receptor 5-like. Lineage: Eukaryota; Metazoa; Arthropoda; Malacostraca; Decapoda; Penaeidae. Gene Ontology annotation, biological process: regulation of synaptic transmission, glutamatergic; G protein-coupled glutamate receptor signaling pathway. The record is from RefSeq and is a predicted model, not a curated record. Gene Ontology annotation, cellular component: plasma membrane; postsynaptic density membrane. The coding region runs from base 1435 to 3075 and encodes 546 amino acids. Gene Ontology annotation, molecular function: G protein-coupled receptor activity involved in regulation of postsynaptic membrane potential; adenylate cyclase inhibiting G protein-coupled glutamate receptor activity. The transcript is spliced from 17 exons.